Messenger RNA from Capsella rubella, 1515 nucleotides. Its product is annotated as metal tolerance protein C1. Gene Ontology annotation, biological process: monoatomic cation transport; transmembrane transport. The record is from RefSeq and is a predicted model, not a curated record. The transcript is spliced from 12 exons. Bases 37 to 1317 code for a protein of 426 amino acids. Gene Ontology annotation, molecular function: monoatomic cation transmembrane transporter activity. Gene Ontology annotation, cellular component: membrane. Lineage: Eukaryota; Viridiplantae; Streptophyta; Magnoliopsida; Brassicales; Brassicaceae.
CAACUGCUGCCUGGGAGUGGGGGGGGGGGGGGCAAAAUGGGUUUCAGAUUUCACAUCUUGAAUCCCAUUUGUAGGUCGUCGUCUUCCCUUUCUAGAUUGUCUUCCCGUCAUCUUCAGCCACCACCACUCCUCCGCCUCUCUUCCUCCCUAAACCCUAGUUUCGAUUUCUCCAGGAGGUGGCAUUUUGAUGAUCCUUUUGUUAUCUUCUCAUCUCAGGUUCUAAGUGGUGUUGCUCUUUUGUCUUACAGAGCUGCUAAUGUUCCCAAGGACAAAGAACAUCCAUAUGGUCAUGGUAAAUUUGAAACUCUUGGAGCCCUCGGCAUCUCUUCCAUGCUUUUGGCAACUGGCUGUGGUAUUGGCUGGCAUGCGUUACACCUUUUCUUUACUGCGCUGUCCUCUGCUCCUGAGGUGGUUCUUGCUCACGGUGCUCAUCAUCACGGGAUUGAUAUGACUCAUCCCGUUCUCGCUUUCACUGUAACUAUUGCUUCCAUUUCUGUCAAAGAAGGUCUUUACUGGAUCACAAAACGAGCAGGAGAAAAAGAAGGCAGUGGAUUGAUGAUGGCUAAUGCAUGGCAUCACCGAUCUGAUGCAGUUUCUUCUCUAGUUGCACUAGUUGGAGUUGGAGGUUCUAUUUUCGGAGUCAAGUUCUUAGAUCCUCUAGCUGGCCUUGUUGUCUCCGCUAUGAUUUUCAAAGCCGGACUGGAAACAGGACACCAAAGUGUCUUGGAACUGGUGGAUGCUGCUAUACCAGCUCAACAAUUAGAGCCAAUAAGACAAACCAUAUUACAGGUUGAAGGAGUCAAGGGAUGUCAUCGGCUAAGGGGUAGAAGAGCUGGUUCAUCAUUGUAUCUUGAUGUACACAUUGUAGUAGAUCCUUUUUCCAGUGUGAGUGUUGCACACGAGGUAGGAGAAUAUGUACGGGGACAGAUUAAUAUGAACCAUCCUGAAGUGUCUGAAGUUUUUAUUCAUAUAGAUCCAGCCUUUUUACAGUUUUCUUGUAGCAUGGUGGAUCAUGACAGUAUAACAAAUGAAUCUAAUCAAGAAAGUAACAUCUGCCGAGAGAUUAAACACGUCGAAGCCAUUGUCUCAGAUGUUUUUUCGUCACAGUUCUCUGAGAAAAUGACGAUCAAACGAGUUACACCCCACUUGUUGCAUAGCAAGAUCUUCCUCCAAAUCGUAGUCUCCAUGCCAUCGACCAUGACAAUACAGGACGCCAUGAGAGCCGCUGAAGAUGCAGAGGAAGAGAUUCUGAAGGCAGCCCCAAAUGUGGCUCGUGUCAGCAUUCAGCUUAGUCUUAAGAACUCCUUGCCGCAGUAAUUAGCUUUGGUGUUUAAGAAAAUAACAAGAGAAAUUUACCCUGUUCAUCGAAGUUGUUUCUUUGUUAUGAACAAUUUUAAUGUCGAAAGUUUGCAACUUGGUGACCCCAAAGCUGAGAAAAGUUUUGGGAAUGUAAAAUUUUUGAGUACUGAUUCUGCAUUGGAUACGAUGAAAGUAAAAUAACAUCACAGCUUCCCA